Molecule: messenger RNA, 2371 nt
Organism: Spea bombifrons (plains spadefoot toad)
Lineage: Eukaryota; Metazoa; Chordata; Amphibia; Anura; Pelobatidae
Gene: ABHD17A
Product: abhydrolase domain containing 17A, depalmitoylase
Exons: 4
Coding region: 650-1570 (306 amino acids)
Biological process (GO): protein depalmitoylation
Cellular component (GO): endosome membrane; plasma membrane
Molecular function (GO): palmitoyl-(protein) hydrolase activity
Source: RefSeq, a predicted model, not a curated record
CGUCACGUGCCCUGCCGCCGCAAACGUCUGUGAAGUCUUGUGAGCUUGCGCAUUAGGCACUAAAAAUAAAUAAAUAAAAAUAAAGCGUCCGACCGGAAAGGUUUCUUUCGUCUGUGGAGGAGUCUUCCCUCAUAGCGACUAGUUUUUAUUUUUAUUUUGAAGUAGUGGUUUCGUAUAUUUCCGGAGGGGCGAAAACCACCCUUUGUUUCUACCGCGGCUUCGACCUCCGCGCAGGUCGUGGGGUUAUUGGGCGAUCGCGGGAGUCCUGGUCACCUCAGUUCAGGUUACACCAUCUAGACUUUUUUUUAAAUUAUUUCUUUAAUUUAUUGAUCUGUACAUUUUCUUAGGCUUUUUCCUAUAGAUGCCAGUUGAUUUGUCACAUAUCGGACUGAGCUAAUUCCUGUAUUUAUCAUUUUUAUUUUGAUUGAUACAUUCUUGUUCCUAAAAUGGCAAAUUCGUACAGAAACAAUGAAUCUGGCUUAAAAUCCUACAGUGUUGGAUAACCAUAUUUUAGUAUGGUAUCCCUGUAAGCAUAUAUGUGUAUUCAUAUAUGUAUUUUUUAAGCUUGUUUUAAAACUCCCUGUUCUCAUUUUUUUGAGGUUUUUUUUUUUUUUUACAUUUUCUAAAUUUGACGAUUUAUAAUUGGGAAAUGAACGGGUUUUCAAUCAAAGAGUUGUGCUGCCUGUUUUGUUGCCCACCAUGCCCAGGGAGAAUAGCUGCAAAAUUGGCAUUCUUGCCACCUCAGCCCACUUAUGCGAUCUUACCAGAACAAGAAGUAACACCUGGAGGUGGUGGUGGUGGGCGAGGAGGGACAGGGACAAUGGCGCGUUGGAAGCUGCACCUGACGGACCGUGCGGAUUUCCAGUAUUCUCAGCGGGAGCUGGACACUAUAGAAGUUUUCAUGGCCAAGAGCACUAGAGGAAAUCGAAUUGCCUGCAUGUACAUCCGGUGUGCACCUGGCGCAAGGUUCACCCUUCUCUUCUCUCAUGGAAAUGCAGUAGAUUUGGGACAAAUGAGCAGUUUCUAUCUUGGCCUUGGCACUCGCAUCAACUGCAACAUAUUCUCAUAUGAUUAUUCUGGUUAUGGGGCUAGCUCUGGGCGGCCUUCAGAAAAAAAUCUCUAUGCUGACAUUGAUGCAGCCUGGCAGGCUUUGCGUACAAGAUACGGGAUCUCCCCAGAAAAUAUUCUGUUAUAUGGACAAAGUAUCGGCACAGUACCUACUGUGGACCUGGCAUCUCGUUAUGAGUGUGCAGCUGUGAUUUUGCAUUCCCCUCUAACCUCUGGAAUGAGAGUGGCCUUUCCUGACACUAAGAAAACCUACUGCUUUGAUGCCUUUCCAAAUAUUGAAAAAGUGUCAAAGAUAACAUCUCCGGUACUGAUAAUCCAUGGGACUGAAGAUGAAGUCAUUGAUUUCUCCCACGGCUUGGCGUUGUAUGAGCGCUGCCCCAAAACCGUGGAACCUCUUUGGGUUGAAGGAGCUGGACACAAUGACAUUGAACUGUACAGCCAGUAUCUGGAACGCCUAAGGCGCUUUAUCUCCCAGGAGUUGGCUUCUCAACACAGUAACUGAUGCUGUGAAAAGACCGUUCUAAUGACCUCAAUGAAUAUUCUUUCAAACAAUAUUGUCUUUAUGAAUGACGCCUGGCAAAACCAUUUAAAUUUUGUUACAUUUUAAAAUGCGCUACAUUUACUUUCUCUGUGCAGUCAAACAGUUCUGCUGAGCAGGCAUGUAUAGUGCUGACUGCAAACUUAUCUGUGCAGUGAUUUAUUUGGUAGGGCUAAUGUUGGUCCCUCUGUGAAAUAUUUUAUUCGUUUUGCCAAUGUCUUCAUAUUGCCUCGUGUUCGUCACUAAAUACGAAGGGGCAAAUGAUAACACUAAUGCCCAUUGAUUGGGUCUUAAGAAUCUUAAACCCCUUGUUGUUAUAUCUUUUUACUACCAAGACAUUUUGAAGCAAAUAUUCAGCAUAACAUGCAAUAAAUUAAGCCCCACCAAUUUAGAACCCUAAAUGUGUCAUGAGAUAAUAGCAUCCUGUAACGCUUUUUACCAGAGAUUCCCUCAUUUUGAAAAUUUUGGUAAUACCUGGGCACUAUGGUUCAUCCAUCUGACAUUUAAUUUGCAUAGUUACAUCUGCAUCAUCAUCAUCAUUGUGCUUACAGGGGAAGCUCGGCAUAUACUUCAUAUCUCAUUGGAAACUGCACGAUCCGUUGAGCAGUUACAUACUGUAUAAUUGCAGUAUUUAUAAACGGAUUGUGGGUAAACAUUUUAUCACUAUGGUUUUUUUAAUUAUUAUUUUAAGGUUAAAGUUGAGAUGAUUUAACUUGUGGAGCGGGUAAUCGUGGUAAAAGGUAAAUAAAAACUGAAGAGCAAUAA